GCAACAGCACCAGCACAAGCACCUGGUCCAGCACAACCACCAGCACCAGCAUCAGCACCAGCACCACCACAAGCACAAGCACCAGCACCAGAACCAACAUCUGCAGAAGCACAAGCACCAGUACAAGCACCAGAAAACACACCAGCACAGGCACCAGUACAAUCACCAGCAUCAGAACCAGCACUAAUACCAGCACCACUACUAGUACCACCACAAGCACCAGAACUAGGCAUCAGUUCAGAAACAUGUUCCAGCACCAGCACAAAAACCAGCAAUAUCACAAGUUACAGCAUAGGCACCAGCAGCACCAAUAGCACCGCAACCAGCACCCGCACCAGCACCAGCUUUAGCUCUAGCAACAGUACAGGCACCAGCACAAGCGCCGACAUUGACCUAGGCUUAAGCAUCAGCACCAUCAACAGCACCAGUACCAUCACCAGCAUCAGCACCAGCACCUUCACCAGCACUAUCACUAGUGCAAGCACCAGCACAAGCGCCGGCAUCGCCCCAAGCACCAGCACAAGAACUGGUACGAGCAUCAGCACGAGCACCAGCAUCAGCACAAGCACCAACACCAGCAGAAGCAACAGCACCAGCAACAGCACCAGAACAAGCACCAGCACCAGCACAAGAACAGGCAUCAGCUCCAGCAGCAGCCCCAGCACCAGCACUAGAACUAGCACAAAAACAGGCAUCAGCUCAAGCACCAGCCCCAGUACCAGCACCAGCACUAGAACUAGCACCAGCACCAGCACCAGCACCAGCACCAGCACCAGCACCAGCACAAGCACUUGCAUUAGUACAAGCACCAGUAGAAGCAUCAACAGAAGCACAAACAUAAGCACGAGGACCAGCACUGACACAAGCACAGGCACCAGCACUGCCCCAAGCAGGAGCACAAGAACCGGUACGAGCACCAGCAAAAGCACCAGCACCAGCUUCAGAGGAAGCACAAGCACCAGCACAAGCAAUAGCACCAGCAAAAGCACCGGGACCAGCAUAGGCACAAGCACAAGCACCAGCACUGACACAAGCAGAGAAUUUAGCUCUAGAACCAGUAAAAGCACCAGUACUAGCACCAGCACAAGAACCUGCAUUAGCACUAAAGAAGCACCUAUUGAAGCACCGGUACUGGCAAAAUAACAAGAAACAGCAUAAGGAACAGCAGAAACACCCGUACAAGCACAAGCACCCGUACAAGCCCAAGCACCUGUACUAGCAGCAGGAUCAGCACCAGCACCAGCACCUUCACCACCACAAGCACAAG
Molecule: messenger RNA, 1267 nt
Organism: Rhopilema esculentum
Lineage: Eukaryota; Metazoa; Cnidaria; Scyphozoa; Rhizostomeae; Rhizostomatidae
Source: RefSeq, a predicted model, not a curated record